AUGAUUCUACGCAAGACAAUUCAUGAUGUGCGGUACGCAAAGAAGUACAGCGUUGCCUUGGCCAAACCGUUGUCUGAACUUUUCAAUCAACCAAAGCCAAAGUUCAAAUAUUUUGUCAAAAACCAAACUGGACUUUUUGGUGCACCGGAAUUGAUUUCAUUCGAGGGGUUUUAUGCAUUCAAGGAGCGCACAAAAAUAGAUUGUGACAAUUUAAUUGAUGAAAUAUGCAAUUCCAAUCGCAAGAGAAACCUGGUGACAAUUUUUGACCAGCUGUCCAAUAGUCUCUGUUGUCUUGCUGAUAUGGCUGAAUUCAUUCGUACAGCACAUCCAGACAAAUUGUUUGUUACUGCUGCUGAAGAUUGCUGUAUUUCCAUGAAUACUAUUGUAGAAAAAUUAAAUACUAACAAAGAUUUAUAUACAAAUUUGAAACAAGUAAUCCUAGAUGGUGAUAAACAUCCUAUGACUGAAGAGGAUCGACAUGUUGCUGAAUUAUUUUUGUUUGAUUUCGAAUUGAAUGGCAUACACUUAGAAGAAAGGAAAAGACAAUAUGUUGUUAAUUUGAAUAAUUUUAUUUUGGUUACUGGUCAACGAUUCAUGGUUGCUGCAGAAAAGCCUAGAAUUGUAGAUCCAACUGGAUUGCCUGAUGUUGUUUCUAAAGUUCUUUCUAAAGAAUAUAGCUCAGGAGGGAAGUUAAUAGUUGGACAUCCUAAUUCUCAUUCUGAAGAUCCAAUUUUGAGAGAAGCCGCAUUCAAAGUUUACAAUGGUCCAAAUAGUGAAUCAGAAGAAUUGUUGGAUAAUCUUUUAGAAAGCCGUCAUAAAUUGGCUUUGACUUGUGGAUUUCCAUCUUAUGCUCAUAGAGCUCUGAAAAACAGCAUAGCGGAAAAUCCUUAUUUUGUAAUGGAGUUUUUGAAUAUCUUAAAUACAGAGUUGAGGAUUCGGUCAGUUUUUGAUUACAAGACUAUGAAAAGAGCCAAUAACAAUAAUAUUGUAUCACCAUGGGAUGUACAAUAUUUAACUAACAAGAUUAAACAGAAUCAUCUUAAAUAUGCAAUGAUUGAUUAUGCGUCAUAUUUUUCUUUAGGCGAUUGUAUGGAAGGAUUGAAUAUGAUUUUUAAUAGUUUGUACAAUAUAAAUUUGUUAUUUGAAAAUAUAAAGCCAGGCGAAGGGUGGGCAGAACAAGUUUACAAGUUGGCUGUUACACAUAAUACAGAAGGUUUACUUGGAUACAUUUAUUGUGACUUUUUUGAAAGAACAGGAAAACUACACAAUGAUUCACAUUAUGUUGUUAGAGGAGGACGGCAGUUGCCAAAUAAUUCUUAUCAAACCCCGAUUGUAGUAGUCAUGUUAAAUGUGGUGUGGCGCGAGAAUCAUGGCCCAGUCCUUUUGCACCCAGGUUCUGUUGAAAAUUUAUUUCAUGAGUUUGGACACGCAAUACACUCUAUGUUAGGUCGGACGCGUUAUCAACAUGUCAACGGUACGCGUUGUGCAACAGACUUGGCAGAAUUUCCAUCAGUUUUAAUGGAAUAUUAUGCUACACAACCACAAGUCAUAAAACACUUUGCCAAGCACUUUAAAACUAGACAACCCAUGCCGGAAGACAUGUUGAAAAAAUUAUGCGCAUCCAAAUAUUUAUUUGCUGCUUCUGAAAUGCAGUUGCAGCUAUUUUAUUCUGUACUAGACCAAUAUUACCACACACAAGCACCACAACCAUUAAAUACAACUAAUUUGCUUGCAAAAUUGCAAGUAGAAUAUUAUGGACUGUCAUAUGUUAAAGACACGGCAUGGCAAUUACAUUUUUCACAUUUUGUUGGUUAUGGCGCAAAGUAUUAUUCGUAUUUGGUAUCAAAGGCAUUAGCAGCACACACAUGGCAUGCAUUCUUGAGCAAUGAUCCACUAAAUAGAAUUCAAGGUGAACGGUUACGUACAAAAUGCUUACAAUAUGGUGGUGGGAAACCAGCAAGAAAAUUAGUCUCCGAUUAUCUUAAAACACCAGUAACUCCAGAACUCUUAGCAUCAUCUCUAAUACAAGAUAUUGAUCAAGGCACUGAACUCUCUAAAUUGUCUUUUGCAUAA
Messenger RNA from Macrosiphum euphorbiae (potato aphid), 2073 nucleotides. Lineage: Eukaryota; Metazoa; Arthropoda; Insecta; Hemiptera; Aphididae. The record is from the annotation of a GenBank genome assembly.